Messenger RNA from Grammomys surdaster, 285 nucleotides. RefSeq names its product small proline-rich protein 2H-like. The transcript has a single exon. NCBI's taxonomy places the organism in Eukaryota, Metazoa, Chordata, Mammalia, Rodentia, Muridae. The record is from RefSeq and is a predicted model, not a curated record. Gene Ontology annotation, cellular component: cornified envelope. Bases 1 to 285 code for a protein of 94 amino acids.
AUGUCUAACCAACAGCAGCAGUGCAAGCAGCCUUGCCAGCCUCCUCCUGUUUGUCUGCCCCCGAAGUGCCCUGAGCCUUGUCCUCUUCCAAAGUGCCCUGAGCCUUGUCCUCCCCCAAAGUGCCUUGAGCCUUGCCUUCCUCCAAAAUGCUCAGAGCCUUUUCCUUCUCCAAAGUGCCCAGAGCCUUGUCCUGAGCCAUGUCCCCCUCCCUCAUACCAGCAGAAAUGCCCUCCUGUGCAACUUCCUCCACCCUGUCAGCAGAAGUGUCCACCCAAGAGCAAGUGA